This is a messenger RNA of Paraglomus occultum, 701 nucleotides long. NCBI's taxonomy places the organism in Eukaryota, Fungi, Glomeromycota, Glomeromycetes, Paraglomerales, Paraglomeraceae. The record is from the annotation of a GenBank genome assembly.
CUCCAUACUAUGAAGAAAGAACCAGGAAAUGGAGAGCAAUGUUUGUAGACUUUCCUGAAGAAGAUGAGAUAUCCCAAGGCGCACUCAAGGCUUAUAAUGAGAAGCAUCCCAAGAAGGAAGUCUAUCAAUUGGAAAUUCCAUACGUUCUGCACAAACAGAAGCGGCAAGUGCAAUGUGAGGUUUAUGAAACACAUUGUAUCAUUGAUCAAGAAGAAGUUACAUGGGAAGAAGUCCGUAAGAUGCAAGCAAAACUCACCAAAAGACCAACUCAUCACUCUCAACCUUACCAUUAUAAAGGACCAGGAACCCAAUGUUGGCAUUUGAUCCACCAAGAAAAGCCAACAGAUUACUGUGAUGAAUGUGUUUGGAUGGUUCAGACUUGCAGAGUCCUAGCAGCCUUGCCUGAAGAAAAGCUAACUCAAUUAGAAACAGAAGCCAAGAUCCGAGCUAGAGUCCGACUCUCACCAUUGGAAAAUAUUACAGCACCCUUCCCAACCAACUGGCAGCAAUUGGGAGCCAUUUCCUUUCAACUAUGGACUCCAGGCGCCAGACCUCCCACUUUGUCGCAUGGAGGAUAUGUGUUGUAUUCCAAUAAGGACGCCCAAGUCCAAGGAUCAAGAACUCUAACAACAGGUGUUGGACUCAAGUUACCUCCCAACACAACGGCACUAUUAAUCGCCUUAGAAGAACCGACCAAUUAC